AUGCCGGAGGCUCGCAAGGUGGCGCCGGCACCCGACCGGCAGGAUCGCUCGCCACGCACGAUUACAAUGACAAGGUCCCGCGAAUCGGCCGGAGCGGCAAAAGCCUCCCCACCUCCCAGAGGCACUCUCCCCGCGCUGGAUGCAACGCAGGCGCGCCUGCGGGAAGAAGAAUUGCGGCCCAUGCAGCAGGUGUUGCCAGGUCUUCCGGUUCAGGAACUUCGAUCUGCAAUUCAGUCCCUUGCGCACCACCAGCCGCCACCCGAAAGCCGGUGCAGCCGCGAGGCUUCUGACGUGCUUUCUCCUCAUGGUACUCUCAGUGCCCAGAACAAGCUGGUCCAGGGAAGCACCGCCAGCUCAUCGCGGGCCGUGGGCGCAGUGCAGGCGUCGAAACAGGUGCCACACUCGCGUCGCGCAAGCACGGAGGCCGUGCCGGGCGGAUCGCCGGGCAAGGCAGCCGCAGCCUCUGCAGAGGUUCAAGACUUGUUUCCCUUCUACUUGGACGACAAGCUGAUGGAGAUGAUGAAGCCGAGUGGUCCAAACUGCUCCGAUCCCAUGCUCUCGCUGAAGACUCGGGUCUGCGAGGAGCUCCGUGUGUUUGCCUUGCUCCCUGACGCUGAUUGCAGCCACCACUGCAGAGGGAAGGACCGGCUGACGAACAUCCCGGUCUUUAAGUCUGGCACGGCGCCGGACGUCCAAGUCCGCGUCCAGCUGGACACCAGCAGCCUCUGGCCCAAAGUCACCGGCAUCCAGUGCAGCUGCGUCGAUGCUCGCUCGAACGAGGCGUCCCUGACCUCUUGCCCCAAGGAGGCUUCGCUGCCCGAGGCGCACCUCUACUGGCGGCAGCGCAUUCUCACCGCCUCCGGCGACCCAAUGGGCCGGGCCAAGACGCUUCCACCACCCUUUGCCGAGUCACAGUGGCCGGAGGGCAUCGUGGAGUUUUUGAGUUCGCUCAUCACGGAUGCUACGUUGAGCGCCGUGAACCACGGGCUGGGUGAUCGGGCUGCUGAGCUUCGGGCGGCCGCUGGAGGCCUGCUCCGUGGCCCAGACGACCCUGACAUCGCCAGGGUCAUGCAGGACUUUCCACAACUGGGCACCAUGGAUGCAUAUGCAAAGACUCAGCGCAGCCCCCUCUUCUUCCUGCAGCUGGCUGCUCCCCUAUGGAUGGCAGCCACGAUCGGAGAGGAGUCUUUGCGCCAGACACUCGAAGAUUACCGCAACCAGGAGGCCACGACCCAAGCCGACGGAGUUCCCUUGCUUCGGGUGGCCCUCCACACGCCGGUCAUCUACAAGUCUCCACAGAAAGGUGGCAAACUCUUUUGUGGAGCCAUCCUCAUGUUCGUCCUAGAGCAUGUGCAGUAUCUGGACAGCACGAAAGUUGCAGUGGCUCUGGAGCAUCUGCUGGAGUUCCAGGCGGAGCCAAACUCAACCUACGAGAUGUUUCCGAUUGGAAUUAACUGUGCGAUUGGACAUUUUUCUGCACUCUGCUUGACUGGGAAGAAUCCGCCAAUGGUGGAAGCGCUGCUGGAGAAGCGCGCGGACCCUCACUGUCGGAACCUUCUGAAUUAUUUUCCGUCCGGCUCUCCUCUUUGGACAGCUGUUUGGCGAAGGCAGAAUUUCGCCAUCAGGAAGCUGCUCGAUGCAGCUGACACCAGCGCGGGAGGCACAGAUGCAGAAGGAGUCAACCGACAUGGUUGGCAUCCUGAUCGUGCUCCCCUGGUGCUUGGCCAGAGAGCGCAGGGCUACAACGUUCUCGAGCUGGCGAGCUUGACGAUGGGCCUGGAGCAGGUGAAGCUUUUGGUCGAGAGAAAGGCGAUGCUUGGAGACGAGCUUCCCCACGUCCUGGCAAACUGCCCGGCUGCAACGGCCAGAGUCCUGUCAAAGCAUGUCUUCUGCACUGUAGCACAUGCUGCUCGCAUUGUCAACGGCAGCGCGCUGGACCAGAUGAAUGGCAUGAGGGUGGAGCUCGUUCUUCGCGAGGUGCUGAAGCACGAGGAGGCAAGGGCCUGCCUGGAGAAGGCCAUCUUCAAGGCCUCCGAGGUCGAGAAGGUGGAGGGGAUGAAGCAAAGAAGGUGGCAGCUGAAGAACCCACAGAACUACAAGGAGAUGAUGGAAGCUCUGAUAAAGGUCAUUCACAAGGCGCCAACCACAGCUGGACGUCUUCUCGAUUCACAGGCCGGUGUCCCCGACAUGGCAGAUUCGAACCGCUUCCCGCUGACAAGCACCUGCCUCUUCGACAAGCAGGAGCCGCAGCACGUCGCAUAUUCGGAGUGCAAGAGGUGGGAGAAGGGGAACUUUGCCAACAGCUUGGCUCCGCCACCAACGUCGAAACGCUCUCUUCGGCGGCUGCUCUCUGGCCUUGAUGGGAGCAAGUCGCUGUGUCUGCAGCUCUGCGAUAUCCUCCGGGCCGCGGUACCCGAUCAAAGGCGAGCCGAUGACUGCGCCAUCACCGUACUUCGGUAUCCGAACGUCAUCCGAAUGGAUGUGGUCAAAGCCAUGAGGGCUCUGCCGCAGGAGCACCUCGUAGGGAUCUUCAGGGAGAGUUUCGCCUUCCGAGGUAUCGCCUACUACCUCUGGAAGCUACACAUUCCUUUGUGCUGCUUGGACGUGUCUACCACGAUGCUGCAGUUUGUGAGCCUCCUUGUUUGGUGGCGGAACUUUGCAGACGGCUCCGUCGUCCGCCCCUGCUGGUGCAUCUUCACUGCCUGUGUGCUGCUGGACGUCUCCACCGUGCUGCUGGACCUUUGUGGCUUCUGCUUACCACUCUUCAAACUUCUCUUGCAGGCCGGCUUCGGGCUCUGGAUGUCCUUAGUGACCUGGGGCGGAGACGAAACGGCGGAGUUCCGGCCGCCCAUGGCCACCAACCUGGCUCUCAGCAUCCUGGGCACCAUCUACGAGCUGCGGCUGUUCUAUCCUCUUGGUCUUCCCCUGGGUGGCAACCUGCUGCCAAUCAUGCGUGCAGCACAGACGGGCGAGUUCAUCGCCAUGCUCAUCCUCCUGGCGUCAGUCCUGGUUGCCACCUAUUUGGCAGCUUGCGUGGAGUUCUUCCAAGACCCGGAUGCUUUGCUGCCAGUGGCGGUGAGAACCUGGCAGACCCUCAUCAUCGGGGAGUCUGCAUUGUACGAUGUGGAUGACUACGGACACCAUUUGCUGCGCUACCUCUGUGUGUCAGCCUUGUUUUUCGUCUGCUUCGUCGUGCUAAUGAACAUCUUCAUCAACGUGACCGGCGCAGGUUACGAUGAAGAGAGGGCCAAAGUCUUGGGCACACUGAGUGCGGAACGCUUCGCGACCUGCCUGGAAUUUUCAGAGAUCACGAUCCGGGGCCGAGUUGGCGUCCUGGUGGUCGUCACCCUUGCAGUGGGUGGGAUGGCCGUCUGGGACUUUACCGAAGGAGCUGGAAGCUUGUAUCUGUGGAUCUGCCGGCCCGUGGAGCAGGAGGAGCCUUCGGAAGCCGAGCGCUUUGAGGCUCUCGAGCAGCUGAUCCGGGAGAUGGGCAAAGGUGCCUCCAAGAUGCAGGAGACAAGACUUGAGACAGCUGUGUUGAGCAUGGCUAUCGCCAACAAGGAUUUGGUGACCGUGACGUAUUUGGAGAAGUCGCUUCUGUGGGCCGAGGCGUCCGACGUCUUCCGAGCUCUGCAUCAUAGUGUUGCGCAUGAGAACGACAUCGUCCAUGGUGACCUGCUUGGUGGUGAUGAUAGCGCUGCGAACGAGGUCCUCAGUCCAUGGAGCGGCGGAGUAAUCUUCCAGCACAUGUACUCUUUCGACCUCGGCGCUCUGAGCCACCUGGAGAUGCUCAUCGCCGAGCUGUGCCUCUCGGCAGCUCCUGCAGCGCGGCUCCGAAAGACGCAAGCAAAGCUGCGCGGAGAGUCCGCGCAGAAAGCGGAGCCACUGGAAUUGACCUAG
Symbiodinium sp. CCMP2592 is the source of this 3900-nucleotide messenger RNA. Lineage: Eukaryota; Dinophyceae; Suessiales; Symbiodiniaceae. The record is from the annotation of a GenBank genome assembly.